Molecule: messenger RNA, 1567 nt
Organism: Megachile rotundata (alfalfa leafcutting bee)
Lineage: Eukaryota; Metazoa; Arthropoda; Insecta; Hymenoptera; Megachilidae
Gene: Hat1
Product: histone acetyltransferase 1
Biological process (GO): subtelomeric heterochromatin formation
Cellular component (GO): nucleus
Molecular function (GO): histone binding; histone acetyltransferase activity
Source: RefSeq, a predicted model, not a curated record
AUAAUUAUUUUCUGCAAAUUUCAAAUUAGACGUCACUGAAAUGUAUUACGACAAUUCUAAAUUUAACAAAGUAACUCUGAGACUUAUAAGUACCUUUUGUGAUAACCUAUGAGUUUUGAGAAUUCACGACAAUUUAUUGUAGUCAAUUCAUAAUCUUUAGAGAGAUUAUAUUUGGCUUAAAUAACGGCUUUAUUUUUGGCGCGAAGUUGUUUCAUAGUUGUAUUUACCGAAAGGAAAUUUAAAGUGAUAUCUAUUGAAAAUUAUCAUAUACUCGUAUUAAAGGAAGUAAUAUGGAAGAUCCAGCAACAGCACGUUUAAAGGCAUUAGUAAUAAAUAGCAAUGAUGCUUUGGAAUUUAAAUUAGUACGUUACAUAGAAGACAUAGAAAAUGAUGAAACUACAUUUAAACCUGAUAUGUCGCAUCAGGUAUUUGGAGACAGUGAAUCUAUAUUUGGUUACCGGGAUCUGAGAGUGAAGCUAUACUACUCGGCAGGUUGUUUAGAAACAUAUUUGGGUAUGACUUACUCAGAAAAAAUAAGCAAAGCUCUUUAUGAAGGAGUUGAAGCUGAUGAAGUAUUGCCAAAAGUUGCGGACAAACUUGCUCCGCAAGUUCAUGAUAAUUUAGAUGCAUUUAUUAAAUCUUUGAAAAAAGAUGAUACGUUUAGACCUCAUGGUGAAUUACUCCAUUCUUUUUCUAUUAAUGAUGAUGGAUGUACAAGAAAAUUUGAAGUUUAUAAAGCAGAUAUGACUUACAAAGGAUUUAGAGAGUAUCACCAACGUCUACGAACAUUUGUUCUUUGGUAUAUAGAUGCUGCUAAUUUUAUAGACAUAGAUGAUGAUCGGUGGCACUACUUUAAUAUGUUUGAAAAAUAUACUGUGGAUGGUACUGUCCGUUAUGCAACCAUAGGUUUCGCUACUGUAUAUCAGUAUUAUGCUUAUCCUCAUCAUACUAGACCUCGCAUAGCUCAAGUUUUAAUUUUACCACCAUUUCAAAACAUGGGUCUUGCUGCUCAUUUGUUACACGCUAUUUAUCGUGAAUAUAUUGGAAGAAACGAGGUCAUAGAUAUUACAGUUGAGGACCCUUCUGCUAGCUUUCAGCGAAUAAGAGAUUACGUGGAUGCAAUGAACUGCAGCACGUUACCGAGUUUUUCACGAGAAUACCUGCUUCAAGGUUUUAAUAAAGCAAUGGCCGUAGAGGCAAAAGAAAAAUUCAAAAUUAAUAAGAAACAAGCUCGAAGAGUAUACGAAAUCUUAAGAUUACGUGCAACAGACUUAACAAAUGAACAAGAAUACCGUGACUACAGAUUAGAUGUAAAGAAGAGGUUGAAUAUUCCAUACAGACGAGAACAGAAUGAUUUAAAAAAACUGGAAUGUGCAUUAAAAACCAUUGACAAACGCGGGAACAUAACAUUGCCCUCGUUGGAACAGCGUAUACAAACUCUUGAAAAAGAAUACAGAGGUUUAGAAGAAGAAUAUAAAAAGGUUAUCAAACGUUUAGAAGAUGCAGAAGAACUUUGAAAUUCAAUAUUUUUUAAGCUUUUUUAUUAAAUCGGUUUAUACAAUUUGAA